GUGGUUUUGAAUCUUCCUGUGAGCUUUAAUGUUUAAAAAUUCGUUACUUUUUUCACUGAAAGAUGCUCACAAGACGGUUUAAUGUUACGGUCAGCGUUUGUCAUGUCUCUCGUGUGUCCGCCGAAUCACUGAAUGUCGCUAAGUGACGCCUGCUUCGAAACUCGAUUCAAUACAAAUUGUGUCGAUACGUUGGGGUUGUGAAACAAGACGAUUUGUACCAGUCUAAUAUCUUUUCUUUACGCUUAAAAGUUAUGGAUGAGCAGUCAGGGUCUCCUGGACGUAAUGCCGACAGUAACGGCCAGAGAAAUGGAGAUGAGAAAGUAAAACGUGGCAAUUGGACCAAAGGGAAGAAGAGAAAGAAGCAAAUGAAAGACAGAAAUGCACCCAAAGCACCCCUGACAGGCUACGUUCGGUUCAUGAAUGACAGACGGGAGCAGCUUCGCGCAGAGCGUCCGGACGUGCCCUUUCCAGAGAUCACGAGGAUGCUGGGCAAUGAGUGGAGUAAGCUUCCCCCCGAGGAGAAGCAGCGAUACUUGGAUGAGGCAGAGCGCGAUAAGGAGCGCUACAUGCGAGAGCUGGAGAAGUACCAGAAGACUGAGGCCUACAAUUUCACCAAUGCAGUCCAAGACAAACAAAACUCCAAACGGCACAAAGGAGAUUCUGGGCACCAAGUAGCCAACGAGGCUCUCCAUGAGGACAGAGAGGGAAAAGACAGAACCGUAUUUGACAUACCGAUCUUCACAGAGGAGUUUCUCAACCACAGCAAAGCACGUGAAGCUGAGAUGCGACAGCUACGUAAGACCAACAUGGAAUAUGAAGAGCGCAACGCAGCGCUGCAGAAGCACGUGGAGGGCAUGCGAGGUGCAGUGGAACGCCUGGAAGGUGAUGUGAUGCAGGAGAGAGGACGGAACGGACUUCUCCAACAGCAUCUGGAGACCCUGCGCCAGGCCCUCACCUCGAGCUUCUCCUCUGUACCACUGCCCAGCAGUGGAGAAACACCCACUGUUGACACCAUCGACUCCUACAUGAAGAAGCUCCACAACCUCAUUGUGAGCAACCCCCAAGAACACGAGGCUCUGAUUAACACUGUGAGAGAUGUCGUCAAUCGUUUGGACAGAUAACUGGGCCACGUAUGAGUGAUUGGACGGACAUUCAUGGUCACAUCGGUGGAGGCUGUUCCCAAGGUGUUUCCUGUGUUGUGCAUCUUCUGGUUAUACGGUUUAUGUAUUUUAUUCAUUUAGUAAGAUGUUGGUUAAGGUUAUUUCUCUUAUUUAUUUACUGUUUUGUACAUGUUAAAAAAAUCUAGUAACACUUUGUUACAGCUGUGUGUCCCACCAUGAAAUGUAUAACAUGACAGGAUAUUAAAUGUUACGCACUUCCGAUUACUGCUUCUGCGUUUUUAUGUCUUGAAUUAUUUAUGUACUUUCACAUCAUUUUUCAUAUCAAUAAAAUGUCAGUGGAUCAGUAUUUUCUGUG
Molecule: messenger RNA, 1476 nt
Organism: Thalassophryne amazonica
Lineage: Eukaryota; Metazoa; Chordata; Actinopteri; Batrachoidiformes; Batrachoididae
Gene: hmg20a
Product: high mobility group 20A
Biological process (GO): regulation of gene expression
Cellular component (GO): nucleus
Source: RefSeq, a predicted model, not a curated record